This is a messenger RNA of Clarias gariepinus (North African catfish), 1863 nucleotides long. It is a transcript of the gene coq6, whose product is annotated as coenzyme Q6 monooxygenase. Bases 321 to 1763 code for a protein of 480 amino acids. Gene Ontology annotation, molecular function: oxidoreductase activity, acting on paired donors, with incorporation or reduction of molecular oxygen, NAD(P)H as one donor, and incorporation of one atom of oxygen; 2-octaprenyl-6-methoxyphenol hydroxylase activity; FAD binding. Gene Ontology annotation, biological process: ubiquinone biosynthetic process. The record is from RefSeq and is a predicted model, not a curated record. Gene Ontology annotation, cellular component: mitochondrion. The transcript has 12 exons. NCBI's taxonomy places the organism in Eukaryota, Metazoa, Chordata, Actinopteri, Siluriformes, Clariidae.
UGGAGAAUAUUUCCCACCAGCACAAGCGUUGAUAUUAUAUUCUAAUACGUUUGAUUGUUCACACAAUAGCCGUUUAUAAUUUUUAAUCUGUCGGCUGAAAAUACUUUUAAAUUUUCUUUGGCUUUUAAAAUGAUAGGCUGGUUAAACAGGAAGUGCUAGACUGUUACGUGAGCGGUCAUAUCAACAUGGCUCUUUGAAUAGGAAAAGUUAUUGCGUUGUCAAUAACAGGACAAACUGAAGGAGAUUUGUUUUGUUUUUUUAGGGUUGCGCUUUAAACCGACCAGGCAGAGUGGUUUAACACGCCCUCUCCGCUCCUCGAAAUGUUUGCUUUGGCGAAAGUGAAGCAGGCUGCAGUUGGAGUGAUACGCCAGUGUUUCAGGGUGAAGAGUCUGAACAGAUUGAGGGCGUUUAGCACAGGAGACUUGUCCUCUGAACAUGGAGAGGAGGGAAACGACGUGUACGACAUCAUCAUAUCGGGUGGAGGAAUGGUGGGGACUGCUAUGGCAUGCUCACUAGGUUUUGAGCCGAAUUUGCAAGGCAGAAAGAUUCUUUUGCUGGAAGCAGGUCACAAGAAAGAGCUGGACAAGGUGCCAGAGGUUUACAGCACACGGGUCAGCUCCAUCAGCCCGGGCUCAGCAACACUCCUUAGUGGUCUUGGAGCUUGGGAUCAUAUAGUCAAUCUGAGAUGCAAACCCUAUCAAAAAAUGCAGGUUUGGGAUGCUUGUUCUGAUGCCCUGAUCACAUUUGAUAAGGAGAAUCUUCAGGACGAGAUGGCAUAUGUUAUAGAAAAUGAUGUCAUUGUGGCCGCUUUAACCAAGCAGCUUCAGACACUCUCUGAUCAAGUUGAAGUACAGUACAGAACAAAGGUGGUGAAGUACACUUGGCCCAGGCCUUUCCAGGUUGCUGAUUCUAUCCCCUGGGUCCAGGUGACAUUAGCCAAUGGACGCACCUUGCAGACCAAGUUGCUUAUUGGGGCAGAUGGACCCAACUCCAUGGUACGGAGAGAGGCUGGGAUUCCCACCGUCAAGUGGAAUUAUGACCAGUCUGCCGUAGUGGCCGUUUUACAUUUGGCCGAGCCUACUGAAAACAAUGUGGCAUGGCAGAGGUUCCUCCCAACCGGGCCAAUUGCAAUGUUGCCGUUGUCAGACACACAGAGCUCUCUGGUUUGGUCCACCAGUCAUCAACAUGCAAUGGAGCUCCUUCAGAUGGAUGAAGAGAGUUUUGUGGAUGCCAUUAACAACGCAUUUUGGAGUAAUGACAACCAGUCUGACCUGGUGGAGGCUGCCGGCUCUUUGUUCCGCCAUGCCCUGUCCAUUCUCAUGCCCAAUGGCGCCUCAACCCGCCAGCUUCCACCCAGCGUGGCGGCUAUUGGCCCUAAAAGCCGGGUCAGGUUCCCUUUGGGAAUGGGACAUGCCUCAGAGUACAUCCGCCACAGAGUAGCCUUAAUUGGAGAUGCUGCACAUAGAGUACAUCCUCUGGCAGGCCAAGGUGCCAAUCUAGGAUUUGGGGAUGUGGUCUGUUUGACACAGGUGCUAAGCCAAGCAGCAUUCAAUGGCAACGACCUUGGUGACAUGCAGCACCUGCUUAAGUAUGAAACUGAGCGCCAGCGGCACAAUUUGCCCAUGAUGGCAGCUGUUGACAUCAUGAAGAGACUUUACUCUACUAACGCUGCCCCACUGGUGCUGCUAAGAACCUUUGGCCUCCAGGCAACUAACUCGUUGCCACCUCUCAAAGAGCAGAUUAUUGCAUAUGCAAGCAAGUAAAUGACCAUUUGCUCACAAAGGCUUGUGAGUCAAGAUGGCAUGGACUGUUUGUCAAAGAAUUUAUGUAAAAGUAUAAAUUAAUAAAUCAUAUGCAUCUUUA